AUGAGGCCACAACACAAAAUGUUUGCCUUCUGGACGGUCAUGAUGACGGUUCCGUCGUUGUCGCUGGGUUCCCGCCAGUAUCUCAUAUAUCCGUUUGCCGAUUCUGACAAAGUCGAAACCGCGUACGAAGCUGGAGUCAAAGGUACAGUGAUUUAUGAAUAUAUUACAAUAGUCUGCCAUUUUAUGAAAAAGUAUGAGAAAUGACUUUUAUAAAUAUUAGUUUAUUUACUGUUUUUUAACUUUCAAAUCUUUUAAUCUCGCUAUAUGUUAUCUAAACUUUGAAUUGAACUUUAAAAUUUAUAAAUGUCAAGCUCUAAUGUUUAUAUUCUAGCCAGAACUGCCUUUGCCGAAGAGAUGGUCGGCCAGUUUGAUGAAAUGGCGAGCAUGGAAGUGUUCGCCAACUACUUUAUGUCAUGUUCGAAUGUAGGAGCUGAUCUACAAGAUAUUCUGGACAAGAAGAUCGGCGACCAGGCUUACGACUUCAACCCGGCCAAGAUCCAAAAACAAAAGAUAUUACAAUCGGCGGGAUUCGACGUUAUAGUAAGUGGAAAACAAUAAAGAUGACUUGUUUUCAGUCAUCACGGCUGUUUACCAUACCGAACAAAGACAUUGAGAGCACGGUAAACAUAGCGUGCUUGAAGAACGAACUGCAGUUACAGUGUGCACUUGGCUUCAUGAACGACUACGAUAAGAUUCAGGAACAUAUCAACGAACUCAAAAAGGUACAGUAGUCUGUUUUCACUUAAUAUCAUAGUACUUUAAGUGCAUAACAUGGUAAACAAAAGCAAUAUAACAACAUUACUAUGUCAUGCUAUUGUUUUUGAUCGUUACAGUACAAUUAUGUCACUUAUUGCAAUACUAUUUACGACAUUUCUUGUUAUAGUGUUUGUGCUAUUAUUACAAUCUAACUGUUUACACUACAAUUAAUAUCACGUCAUUUUACGGUAUCUUUUUGUCAGUUGGAGUUACAGUAGUUUUAAUUUUGCUUAACAUUACAGUAUCUUAUUUUAGACUGACGGUAACCUAAAGGUAAUGUUCGAAGAGGAAUGUAAAGCUCCUCAGAACUCGCCCAAACUCUAUUCGUGUGUAGGACAACAUGUACAUGUGGUACGGAACCAGUGCUCGUUCCUUCUGAACCGCUACAACUACAGUAGGACCAGCUUGAACCAGAAGAUAAACACUUUGGCCGACAAUUCGAGAAGCAAAGUCAAUGCCAUUUUGAUGGAUUACGAGCAGAACAUGUCUGAGGAAGAUCUAAUACUCGCGUAGGUUUAUAUUACGUUCGAAGGCCAAUAACAUGUAAAUUUAAUUUUAAAAUUUUAAAAAUGUUAUUGGAAAAGAUUAAAGUGGGCAAUUUUAUUACGGUAUUAUUACUGUAUUCGGUAUGAAAAGCAUUUUGAAUACUAUUUUAUUUGCUUUUAUGAAUAGUAAUCAUUGCAAUUGGUAUUUAGUAGAAAGUCACCCAAAACCCACCCAACAUUAUGCUCUAAAUCAGACCUAAGCAUAGGAGAAUACAGUAGCGGGCACGACAAAAUUCAGGUUUUUUGGUUUGAAAUUAACAACAUUUGGUGACAAUCUAAAUAAAUGCAAAUUUAGCCAAAUUUAAUAGGUAAUAUUUUGAAAAAGCAAUCUUGAUGACAAACAAAUGUUCGUUCUAACGUUUCAAAUUGUGAGCGGACUGAAGUACAAAAAAGUUGGGCCAAUUUGCGUAAAAGACUACUUCACAUUGUCAAGAUGGCUUGCGUCGUACUAUUGAAAUUUUACAUAAGAGUGGUGCCAUUUUAUCAAAAAUUAUAUUUUUUAAACUUGGUUUUGCUAUAUAUAUCAGCAACUUGCUUACCUAAGCUUAUCAAAGCAUUGUAUUCAAACUGACAUUUGAGUUUAGGCUUGCUGUGGGUGUGUGGUGCAUGCUUUUUUUGUUUUUCUAUUAUUAUCAAUAAAAGCGUUAUCAAUAUAAACAAGAAAAAACAAUUUGAAAUUUACUCUUACAAAGCUACUAUUUUCAGGAACAACGAAAUCUCGGAAACCUUGAACCGUGUCAAACAACUGGAGGACUACAAGUGCAAGACCUUCAACCAGCUAAAACAAUGUGUGGUGCAUCACAUGACCGACUACUGCGGCAAAGGCACCGGCACCGUGCUCGACGCCGUGCUCAGCGUGGGGUACUUGAAGCGGGAGAGAGACGUGCAGCUACAACAACAGUUCGAGCAGUUGGAAGUCAGUCCAAGUCGACAGUGCGUAUCUCUGGUGUAA
This is a messenger RNA of Bursaphelenchus okinawaensis, 2253 nucleotides long. The record is from the annotation of a GenBank genome assembly. Lineage: Eukaryota; Metazoa; Nematoda; Chromadorea; Rhabditida; Aphelenchoididae.